UGAGGCUCUUCCAUUGUGAACUUUUAUACCCAUCACCUUCUUUUGGCUCUUCCAUUGUAAAUUUUUAUACCCAUCACCUUCUUUUGGCUGUUCUUGCUUUCCAAUAACUCUUCAUACAAAUCUAGAUAUUUCCCCAUUUCCAUGGAGAUUGACUCCACAAGAAAGACUGACUCCAAAAGCAAAGAACAAGCUGGUGUCUUCAUCAGGUCGUGGAGCCAGCUCAAGGGAUUUCCCAGGAUGUUGAAGGACAAAGCUUGGAACAUUGCUAAGAACACAAAACAGAUUGGGAAAGAUGAUCCAAGGAAAAUUUGGCAUGCAGCUAAGGUGGGACUAGCUCUCACUUUAGUAUUGUUAUUCUACUAUUCCUGGCCGCUCUAUCAUAGCUUUGAACAAUCAGCAAUAAUGGCUUGCCUGACUGUGAUGGUUGCUUUUGAGUAUACUGCUGGUGCAACUAUGUCUAAGUGCAUAAACAUAGCUUUUGCUACGGCCCUAGGUGGCACAUUAGGUAUUGGAGCUAAAUAUUUAGCUGAGCUUUGUGGAAAAGAAGGGGAACCUAUAGUUCUUGGGUUUUUGGUCUUCAUUCUAGGUGCUAUAGGUACAUUUACAAGGUUUUACCCACAUAUGCAAAUGAGGUAUGACUAUGGAUGCAUGCUCUUUGUCGCAACCUUCAGUUUGGUGUCAGUCUCCGGUGACAAGUACUUGGAUUUGGAUAAGCAGCGGAUAUCCACCAUAAUGGUCAGUGUUGGAACCGUCAUGAUCAUCUCCUUGCUUAUUUGUCCAGUCUGGGCUGGGGAAGAUCUUCAUAACCUUGUUACUACCAACCUUGAAAAGCUAGCGAGCUUCUUAGAAGGAUUUGGAAGUGAGUAUUUUGACGUUUCAGAGGCUGAGGCAAGUGGCGAGGGAAACAAGGACAAUGAAAAGGGUUAUUUUGAAGCCUUUAAAAGUGUUCUUGGUUCAAAGGCCACUGAGGAAUCUUUGGCAAACAUUGCAUGGUGGGAGCCUGCACACGGAUCAUUCAGGUUUAAUCAUCCAUGGAAACAAUACUUGAAGAUUGGCGGAAUUGCUAGAGAAUGUGCUGGCCAUCUUCAAUCUCUUAGUGGCCACUUAAAAUCCAAGUCUCAGGCAGCAACUGAGUUCAAUAGAAGAACAGAAAAAGCAUGCAAAAGAAUGAUAACGGAAUCUAGCAAAACCUUAAAAGAGCUUGCAUUCUCCAUCAAAAUUGUGACGAAACUUUCUACCAUUACAACGGAAUCCCACACGUAUAACGCAAGAACUGCCAUUGCUGAUCUUAAAGAGACACUUUUUACGUUUAAAACCUUCUUCUUGUUCGAAGAAGCAGACACCAUUGAUGUCAUCGGAGCAAUGUCAGUGGUGUCAAUACUCAUUGACGUCACCAAGUGCAUCGACAAAAUCUCGGAGGCUGUUGAAGAGCUUUCAAUUAUAGCACGUUUCAACAAGGAGGAAAAGAAGGAGAAGAAGAAGAAGGACGAUUCUUCUUCGGCCAAGGCAUUGGAGAAACCACCGCCUCGGCCACGGCUUCUGAUUCCUGUUUUGGAGGAUGACAACGUCAAUAGUACUGGUGCUUCUGUUAUGAUAGAGAUACAUGAUUGUACAGAAUCGGCAGGGAAAAUCGCAGUGGAGGAGGUGAAUCCAGUAGCUGCAAUAAAAGCAGAUGAUGUUGUUUGUGAGAUACAUGCAGUAGAGGAGGUGAAGAUCGCAGAAAAAAGGUGAAUAUGUGCUAGCGGGACGAAAAGGACAUCCGGAAAAACAAAUAGAAGGAUAACAACAGGAUAUAGUUUAUAAUAACAGAUUGAAAUUCAUUGUCCGAGCAGGCCGUAGCUAAUUUUUUUAACUCGUAAAAAUAAGAAACGCAAAGUGAAAGGAUACAACGGCCUUAUUUGUAAUUUUUUUUAAGAUUUAAGACGUAUGAAUCUGAAUACAUAUUUGAAUA
This is a messenger RNA of Nicotiana tabacum (common tobacco), 1951 nucleotides long. RefSeq names its product aluminum-activated malate transporter 8. Lineage: Eukaryota; Viridiplantae; Streptophyta; Magnoliopsida; Solanales; Solanaceae. The record is from RefSeq and is a predicted model, not a curated record. Gene Ontology annotation, biological process: malate transport.